Danio rerio (zebrafish) is the source of this 1621-nucleotide messenger RNA. The record is from RefSeq and is a predicted model, not a curated record. NCBI's taxonomy places the organism in Eukaryota, Metazoa, Chordata, Actinopteri, Cypriniformes, Danionidae.
CAUUUUCAAAAUGUAAUAUAUGUAAAAUAAAUAAAGUAUUAUAAGACAAUACAAUUUCAACUUCAGUGAUAUAAAGUUUAUUAUUGAAAACAGAGGAAGGUGUAUUCUUUGACUUGUCAUUUUCAGUGUUUGAUCAGACUGAUGUUGAUGAUGUUUCUGCAUGUGUUUCUCCUCAUCUGUGCUUUUCCUCUUUCAGCUGCUGAAGGUCGACUGAGACAGUUCUACAUGCUGAAGCAGAGGAGUAACAAUGUAUCUGCUGCUGAGAGUUUCUGCAGAGUAAACUACACUGACCUCGUCACAGUUUAUGACCAACAAGACAAUAAUAAACUACUGCAACUGAUGAAGAACAGCAGCCCUCCUGUAAGUGGCUGGAUUGGUGCUUAUAGAGGAAACUACAGUCUGAAAUGGUCAAAUGGUGAUGAUGUUUCAUACAGCAGAUAUUCUCCAAGCUAUUCUGAUCAAACUCGCUGUGCUGCUAUGAAUGCUAAUGGAGACUGGGAAUCUAUCCUGUGCAAUGAGACAAAACACUUCAUGUGCUAUGAACAAGAAGCUGGAAGAUCAUCAUACAUCUACUCAUUAAUCACUCAACCAAAGAGCUGGUUUGAUGCUCAGCUUUACUGCAGAGAGAAUCACACUGAUUUAGUCUCAAUCAGAAAUGAGGAGGAAAAUACCCUGGUGAUGAACAAUGGAACACAGAGUAUUUCUCCUUUCUGGAUCGGCCUGCUGAAUGACAAUGUGGACUGGAGAGAUGGAGGACGAUCUGCUUACAGAAACUGGAGUCCAAUCACUGAUCAGAGCAAACCUAUUACUUACAUGAGUCACACUGAUGGGCGAUGGAUGACAAAUAAUGCUGGGAACUUCUAUCCUCUGUGCUACAAGAGCUUCAUUCAUGUGAGUCCUGCUGAAAUGUCCUGGGAAGAUGCUAUGAAUUACUGCAGCUCUCAGUUUUCUGGAGCUCUGUGUCUGGAGUCUGAGAACGAUCAGACAGAAACGCAGCGAGAGUUAAACAGAAAUAAUAUCUCUGCUCCAGUUUGGGUGGGUCUCAGACAGAGCCGACUUUUUGGAUUCUGGAUUUGGAUCAAUGGUCUUCAAGUGGGAAACUGGACAAACUGGAGAGGAGGAAAGGCUCCUGAACUUCCACUCUCCCAACACUGCGCUGCCAUGGAGAAGGUGAACGGACGAUACACACUGACUGAUAAAGACUGCAGGUCUACAUUCAGAGUUGUGUGUGAGGAAGAUCAUGUUCCUGGAUCAACUAUGCAAACAACCAGUUCGGUUAGCAAUCAUGACUCAGGUUAAAUUUAAAUGAUGAUUAAGUUUCUUUUUAAUGUUCAGCUACUGUUUAAUCCUAAUUCAGAUAUUUAUGAUUAGAUGUAGGUUUAGAGGUAUUUAGACAUAUAUGCAGAUGGAAAUAUAUUGAUCUGAAAGCAUUUCUUUGGCAGGAUCACGGUCAGGGGAACUAAUAUAUCAUGUAUAACUAGUUAUCUUUGCUGUAGUUUUGUUCUUCUUUGAUCUCUUUCAUUAUUGGUUGUGAUUUCUUUAUGUUGUGUGUGUAGUUUAAUGCUUUCAGUCCAUAUCACUGUUGUUUUUUAAGUUGCCAAACAUAAUUCAAUAAACAUUG